Exophiala oligosperma is the source of this 2395-nucleotide messenger RNA. RefSeq lists its product as uncharacterized. The transcript is spliced from 2 exons. The coding region runs from base 705 to 1682 and encodes 325 amino acids. Gene Ontology annotation, biological process: regulation of transcription by RNA polymerase II. NCBI's taxonomy places the organism in Eukaryota, Fungi, Ascomycota, Eurotiomycetes, Chaetothyriales, Herpotrichiellaceae. Gene Ontology annotation, molecular function: RNA polymerase II cis-regulatory region sequence-specific DNA binding; DNA-binding transcription factor activity, RNA polymerase II-specific. Gene Ontology annotation, cellular component: transcription regulator complex; PcG protein complex. The record is from RefSeq and is a predicted model, not a curated record.
CCCUUUAGGCCAGCAUGCUCAAGCACUAGCUCCGACUCCGUUCUUUGCCGGAUCCGCACCACAGGCCACGACCACCAGCAAACACCACCCGCGGCCCCGCUCAAGCACUUGGUUUCUCUUCAUCUUUCCUUCUGACGAUCCUUCACCUCUCGAACCUUCGCUUCGGAGGCACUUGGUUCAAUUGGUGGCCCUCCUCCGACCAAACUUCCCUUUCAUCCAACGGCCUUUCACUCCUCAAGCGACUCGUCAAGCCGGCUGUCAUCCAGAGCCUGCUUUGCCAUAUCGGGCCCUGCUCCUGGACAACGUCACAACUGUCAAUCCCACUCAGCGGGACUUUCCAGACCAUCUUCACACACUCACUGCCCUUCUCCUCUUCUUAAACUUCCCCGUUGUCACUUACCCGCUAAGACUCCUAUCCUCUCGUGAGUCUCGGAUCAUCUCGACGACCACGGCGGACCCACGUCGAGUCAGUCCCAGGAAACAAAUAUUAGACCAUAUCGCAAUCUCCCCUCUUUCCGCCAUAGCGGACUUCACAAAAAGUUGCCUCUGCCGACCCAAAGCAUUUUCACGACCAUACCAACGUCGAUACAUCUUUAUAUCUUCGUCAGUCACUGGGUUGUCGGCUGAGACUCGCGCCUUCUAGCCUGCUGUAGUCUAAUACCCUGUCGCCGCAGCAUUGCAUUGUUGCGUCGACUACAUAUGAUAUGGCCUUAGUGUUACCACCAAGUCAUCAUCCGAGUCGAAACUUACAUAGCCCUCUCCCGUCUCCUGCGUCCCUCCUUGCCCACACAGCGAUGGGAGAAGCGAGGAAAGACGGGCCCGUCCUCCCUUCCAUCGCCAGCCUCAUUGAGGCCGUAUCGGCGGGGAACGAGAAGGGAAAAGACAAAUUGCCCUCGCCGAUAUUUGACCAUCCUCCUCGCAGAGUUUCCAGUAGUUCUCAAGGCUAUAACACAAGCCCCGAGAGACAAGCCAUUUCCGAAAGCCCUCGUCGUCCUCCCCUUCCCACGCCAGAGCUGCCUCCGGCGUCCAGUUUCGACUUUUCUCGCCCGUCGCCUAUGAGUUAUUCGCCAAAAGAUGCGCCAGGACGAAACCACCACUACUCCUCUGGCCCUGCAAGCACAAAUCCCGAGCUUUACACCCAAAGGCCGCCUCAUUAUCCUCCCAUGGCGGUCGAUACACAUCCUCCACCAUACCCUCCUAUAGCCGAAGGAAACCAGUGGACAUCUUCUACGAGGCCGCCGCCGCACGAUCCUAUGCAUCUUGAUGGACACGCUCGAGCCCCGGCACCGACAGCAUUCCGCGAUCCUGCGACUGAAGCAGCCUUAUACAAUAAUCAUCCACAGCAGAUGCCACUACCAACCAAUUUUCCACCACCUGUACCUGUACCAGGGCCCAGCUUGCCUCCACUCGAUGCUCAAAUGGGACCGGUCUGGCGACAUCACCAUUACUACCCACCUGGAAAUCCACCCCCAUUUCCGCCUCAGCCCCAAGAACGCUACAUAUGCCCUACGUGCAGCAAGCCGUUCUCGAGACCUAGCUCUCUGAAGAUCCAUACGCACUCCCAUACCGGGGAGAAACCGUACACAUGCACCUAUGCGGGUUGCGGCAAAAGCUUCAGCGUGCGGAGUAAUAUGAAACGACAUGAAAAAGGCCACCGAACACCAGAGCAUACGCCGUUCUAAGUGAACCGGAAUACUGGGCAGUGUCUGGGUCCGAGAGACCCCGAGAAAUGCAGAGAUGCUACUCUACACGGCUUGCGGUUCCGCAAACAGGAUCGUUUAAUCCGGCCAGGAAAAAAAUUACGGUUUAGGAGUGAGGUGUGGCUAAAACCCCUGUGUAGGAUGGUAGUAUGUGUGCCAGGCUCCUCUGGUCAAAGGCCAUGUUUAGGUGCACACAGUCGAAAGCACUUCUAAGUGAUGAAAAGACGGAGAAAUGGUGCGGCACAAGCAGCACCGUCAUGUUACGAGUCUCAUUCUGCAUUGAUUUUUCCGCCCGUCAUCUGCGUUCAAGCGGCAUAGCGACUGUCAAAGGGACAGGAACCACAGGGAAACGCGUGAGGAUGGGCAUGGGCGCGCCGGUUUACUGCAUCGUAUGACUAUGGCAGUGGCGUUUUGUGUUGCUAGCAUUCUUGGACAUACUACAAAAGGACAUUUACAACGGACGGACGUGCUUCUUCAUGAGCAGCGGUAUGGGAUUCACGAUGGAUACUGACGGCCUGGCUUCCCAGCAGCUAGACCAGCUACAUCUACAACCACCAGAAGAAAUGCUGCCGGUCCCUCCAGAUCAGGGAACCGAAAAUGUACAUUAUUUGACGCCGAGACACGGAAGACGCCCCAAAUAGAUUGUACCAUACGUUUACGAACCCGAAUUGGGUCGCUUGUCUUUCGUAUUGAGC